UCAGCGUCGGAGGAUAAUACGAUUAAGAUCUGGGAUAUAGCUACAGGCAACUAUACAGCGAAGCUCGAGGCACACCACGACUUGGUCUCCUCGGUCACGUUCUCCUAGGAUUCAGAGAUCCUCGCGUCGGCAUCGCGCGAUAAGACGAUCAAGCUCUGGGACGUGGCAAAGGGCGGCUGCAGGAUGACGCGCGGGACCUCGAGGGUUGUGCAGCGCCUUAGCUUUGAUAUAGAUUGUUCUUAUCUCCAUACAAAUGUCGGCAUAUACACAAUAUACAAACCGUCAUUGUCGCCAACAGGUCUGUCGGCGACAUCUAUGCCGGCGUCUGUAUCAAUGGCAGCGCCUGGUCCCUUUCCGCAACACGUCAAUCGUUGGAGGGACGGGUUUACCGAAGAUAAGGCGUAUGUACUAUGGCUGCCGCCGAUAUACCGACCGGGAUGGUCGGAUGCACAAGGGUCGACAUUGGCUAUCGGAUGCCCGACCGGGCAGGUCUUCCUUUUAGCGUUCUCGCAUUGCCCCAAAAAGCCAGGGUAUUAUGGUCAGCAGGUAAUCUGCCAGGUCCGUGUCCUCCG
Messenger RNA from Lasiosphaeria miniovina, 572 nucleotides. RefSeq lists its product as uncharacterized. The transcript is spliced from 2 exons. The annotation marks the transcript as partial. Lineage: Eukaryota; Fungi; Ascomycota; Sordariomycetes; Sordariales; Lasiosphaeriaceae. The record is from RefSeq and is a predicted model, not a curated record.